Molecule: messenger RNA, 2865 nt
Organism: Colletotrichum orchidophilum
Lineage: Eukaryota; Fungi; Ascomycota; Sordariomycetes; Glomerellales; Glomerellaceae
Product: arid/bright DNA binding domain-containing protein
Exons: 3
Coding region: 1-2865 (954 amino acids)
Biological process (GO): regulation of DNA-templated transcription
Molecular function (GO): DNA binding
Source: RefSeq, a predicted model, not a curated record
AUGGCGCCCAAAGAAGCUGAGGUCGAGCUUCAUGCUAUCAGCCGAACCCCCGAGUACGAGGAAUUCAUGACCAAGCUGAAGUCCUACCACCAGGAACGCGGCACGGCUCUAGAGGCUGAACCCAAGGUCGGACCGGUAUACCUCGACCUCCACAAGACCUUCACCCACAUCUGUGCGAACGGUGGCUAUGAUAAGGUGUCUGAUGAGAAGUUGGCUUGGCGCCGGAUGGCAGAGCAGCUCGGCAUCCACUCGUCCAACGUUGCUUCAACUGCCUUCUCGUUGAAGGAGAAGUACUACAAAAACCUUGCUGCCUACGAGAUCAAAUUCUUCCACGGCAAGGAGCCCCCGCCGAAGGACAUCUUGGAGGAUGUCUCUGCCAAGGGCGGUGGUCUCUUAUCCCGAACCAGAGAGAACUUUCGCGGCGCUAAGCGCGACAGCGGCACGGCUGCUGACUCUGCCGCAGCUUCGGGUGAUGAUGGCACCCCCACACGAGAGCGCCCGACUCCAGACGCUGCGCCUACAUCCAGUGUGCGAGCUUCUCGUGGCUUGCGCGAGGCACCACCCCAAAGAGUCAUCUUUCAACCCGACACAGGUCCCGCGAGGCCUACUCGUCAUGUCUCCGGUCAACAGCCGAGCCACCUCAACACCCCUACCCCGGGUGGUCAAUCAGGCAGUCAUCAUGGAACUCCGCAGCAGAUUCAGCACACUCCUGUGCCUCUCCCUCACCAGCCUAGAGCUCCACCGCGUGGACCUAGCGGCAGCUACAAUCCGCCCAACCCAGACAACACUUCGGCGUCCGUUGAAGCAUUCCUUCCGCGCUCGCUUCAGCCACAGAACCAGCAGCAUAUUCUUCCCAUGCGUCCUGUCGAUACACCUAGCAACAACCCGACCGAGUUUGCUCGCCGCCGACAGGUGGCGCGCUCCCUUCUGGAGCCUCCUCGCCGCAGUGGACCCUACCCUGGAGUUGGAUUCGAAGGACCGAAUAUUUACAUUCGCUGUUUAAUGGCUUUGCGCUCUGCCAUUUUCGAAGAGCAGCAGUUUGCGCUUUACCAUUUGGUCAAGAUCAGCUAUGAGCGUCAUGACAAAUUCAAGUUUGAAGGCUUUCCUGGCCUUAGCGAAGGCCUCGUCGAGAAGGUUCUGGAAAUUGGCAGCAUUUUUUACGACGUCAAGUGGAAGAUCUCCUGGGUCUCGCAGACUGCCGCCGACAACAUCGACACCCUUGAUGGCAAUGAGGGAACCGAAGAUAUCCUGGAACGCAUUGACACGUUGGAGGCAAAGCAAGUGAACGAACUCAUUGUGCCCGAGCACCUAUCUGAUCAGAUGGUACUCGUCAAUGAGGCUGCUUUGACGUUGAGGAACAUGUCGCAGCUCCGCGAGAACGCUUCGCACUUGGCUGACUUUCUACCGAUCAAAGACCUCAUCUGCAUUGUCUUGAGCCUCCCCAAGCAUGAGUGGUUGGUCGAGUUGAAGCAUCAAAUGUUGGACAUUGCAGAGGCAUUGACACCCUACUUGGAGAUUGACUCUCGAGAUCCCCUGUACAAGGUUCUCAUGAAGCAGCUGAAGGGCUCCGACGAUCGUGGUAUCAUCCUCACAGCUCUCCGCGCACUUGGACGUAUCUCGAUGAAUCUUGAGGCCACAAACAGGCUGGACAAGGUACCUACGGCUGUCUUGACCAAGAUCAGCGAGCUGAUGCUUCUCAACGACGACGAGCUGAAAGAUGCCUGCCUCGACUUCCUCUACCAGUACACUGCAGUUGUCGGCAACGUCGAUAACCUCGUCAAGUCUCUCAACUGCGAGCACCUGAUUCAUCAUCUUGUCCGCCUCCUCUCUCACAAUGCUAGGCGAUACCAGGUAGAGGAGCUUCUGAAGCCUCCAGUGAAGCCGCUCAUUGGCCAUGAGCCGGCUGCCAUGCCUGAAGAUUUGUUGCAGGAUCUAUUGAAGCUAGAGGAGCCUGAGAGAUGCAACCAGUGGGUCAAGUGUUUCUUUGAGGAGGUGAAUGACUCCUUUGUCACUCAAAUCGCAGCUUGGCAGGCGUAUCAAAAUGCCUUCAAGGCGGCGCUUCAGGCCAUCGAUCAAUCUCUGAUUACCCCGGCCGAUUUCAUAAGAAACAGCUGCUCAGUGUACAAGGGCUCCAAGGCUGAAGUCUGGGCUGGCACCGGAAACCCUGGCCAAGUCCAGCAGAAGUUCAUCAUCCGCGGAAUCCGUUGUCGACUCCGGCCUGUAGGUCUUGACGGCCAAGUCUUCCUCCGUUGUCUAUGGGACUCAGCUUCUGGUCGACCCAAUGAGAAGUGCGGUCAUUUCUUUGGGACCAAAGAGACCAUGUGGAACCAUGUCGUCGCCACCCAUCUCAAGUGGGUUCGUAAUGACAAGGGCGUCUUCGACAACAAGGAGGAAGAAGUCAAAUGCCAGUGGGCCGAUUGCACCAAGUACAAGAAGCCUACAAAGAUGAAGCUUGCCCUGAUGGGUCACCAUCUUCAAACCCAUUGCUGCCAGAUCUUCAACGGCAUCGCCAUCAACGAGAAGAAGGCACAAGCGGGACCUCAGCCGAGUGACAAUCUUGUGGUUCACUACGAGGAGACAGCCACGGCUCCCGAUGAGCAGAAUCCCGCAGCUCCUCCCCAAGCAGCCGGCAUUCCUCUCAGCGCGGUGCUGAUUCUUCGCAACAUUGCCCGCAAUGUAGUCAAAACGAGCGCUCAAGAGGAUCUGCUCAAGCAGCACGAGCUUGGAGGUGAGGCUGGUGGUUGGAAUGAGCGGCUGUUCCGCAAUGUUCUUCCUCGCCUCUACGAGAUCAUGACCGAGAAUAAGGUUCUGCGGUCCCACGUUUUCUCCCUCAUCGAGUUUGCCGAGUCGGAAAGAGAUCUGUAG